AUGUCCACUUCUAGUACAGCCGCAGUCAGGGGUUACUCCCCACAUCCCUCGAACUAUUUUCUUAGCGAAGAGGCUGGUUGUAACUUACCCGCCGUAACAGGCCGAUGUCGCAAGGUGCUUCGGUUCAUCACACAGUUGAAUUACAUUUUAGAAAAGGACUAUGCUCGUAUAUCGUGUAUCAUCGAAGACUUGCUUGCAAAACCAAGAUGGACAUACAACCACGACACUCCCGUACUCUUCGUUGAAAUGCCCUCACCCGUCCAUGAAACUGUACUAAGAGUUAUCAGCUCGGGACUGGAACAGAUGAAUCGCAUUCUCCUGGAUCUUAUUUUCAGAAACUUGUUGAAUUCUGAUUCGCACACGAACUUAAUCAUGAAUGCAGGAGCACUGAAACUCAUUCCUGAUAUCGCUCAUAUGGUAACUACCAUCACCGGUCCCCCCAUGUCAACCGUCCCUGUCAUCGGUGACGUGACCGUAUUGCAGCCCAGGGCUGAUCUACUCCGGAGGCUCAAGGAUACAGUCAAGGCAUUCCCAGAUAUCCUAAUGCUCAUCAUAGCCGUGAUUGAUGAAAGGAUCCCCUACAGUGCACCCGAACACCAGAGCAGGGCAUGGCAGAAUCUACGUACGGAGGCGAGUGUUCGUUCUUGCACUACCUUCCUUUCCAAUCGCUCCGGAUCGCCAUCACUGGACGUACCUAGUGAUGUAGUCGAAGGGCACCCUUGGUGCGCAGUCUCAAACCCAAAUCUCACAGCCCGCGGCGAGUUAUUUCCGGACAAUACAAUGGACGACGUCAUAACCAUGAUCGAAAACGGAUUGUCCUUGGUGAGGGAUCACUACGCACAUUUGUCACAACGUGUUAGCCCGAAUGUUGACAUUACUGCCCGGAUGGCGGCGCAUAUCAGGCUUCCCUUUAAAUGGGAUAGAAUGCUUUGCAAGCUUGCACUCGCAAGUAUGGGGCUAGCCUAUGAUCAGUACUGGAAUUAG
Messenger RNA from Suillus paluster, 984 nucleotides. RefSeq lists its product as uncharacterized. The transcript is spliced from 6 exons. The coding region runs from base 1 to 984 and encodes 327 amino acids. NCBI's taxonomy places the organism in Eukaryota, Fungi, Basidiomycota, Agaricomycetes, Boletales, Suillaceae. The record is from RefSeq and is a predicted model, not a curated record.